UUUUUAUUUUAAAUUAUUCGAGCUCUCCAAAGAGAGGGAGAGCUCGUUAGGGCCCUCUAAUGGCGGACGAGGAACUCUAAUUCCCCGUAAAACCCUAGCUAGCUACCAAUUUCCCCCUAAUUCUUCAGCCUUAAUUUGCUAAUGAAGGUCCCGCCUCGGAAUUAAUGGCGCUCGGGUUGAAAAGAAUCGUUUGAUUUGAUAAUUUUUGAAAAAAAAAAAGAAAAAAAAUGAAGCGAUCGAUUCGCGUACCUUUUAGUGCUCUCCUGCUCCUCAUGGUCGCCAUGUGUGCUCUUCUGAGCUUCCGAGUCGCCGUCGUCGUGCGCGGAGUUAUCGGAGGCGGUGGCGACGCCGCGGGGGCGGCAGAGGAUGCCGAUGUAAUUAGUGCUGCGCUCCUGCGGCUGUCGGCGGCGGACCCCGGCGAGGCGACGCUGAGGAAGGAUGCGGAGUUCCUCCUCGGCGGCGACAUCCCUCAGGCGGUCCGGCCGGGGCGGAUCGACGGCACGUGGCGGCUGGAGUUCGGCCACCUCGAGGCGCGGCCGCGGCCGGAUAUGCGGGCGCCCAUUCGCCUCCUGCUGCCCAAGGACUACGGGAUCAUCCCCGUCUUCCGCCGCGCCCUCCGCGACUGGUACAGCCGGCUGCUGUUUGAGCCUGAGGUGAUGUCGGAGCUGCCCGAUCUCGUGAAGCUCCCCAUCGACAGCCACCACCACGCACGCCUCCGUAGCAACGGCAGCGGUGAACCCCUGGGUCCGCCCCGGCGUCGGUACGGCACGUGCGCGGUGGUGGGCAACAGCGGCAUCCUCCUCCAGUCCGCCCACGGCGAGCUCAUCGACAGCCACGACUUGGUCAUCCGCCUCAACAACGCCCGCAUCGCCGGCUUCCGCCGCCACGUGGGAUCCCGCACCAGCCUCUCCUUCAUAAACAGCAACAUCCUCCACCAGUGCGCCCGCAGGGAGGGCUGCUUCUGCCACCCCUACGGCGCCGACGUACCCAUCGUGGCCUACACCUGCCAGGCCGCGCACUUCCUCGACUACGCCCUCUGCAACGCCUCGGACCCCCUGCUGCUCGUCACUGACCCGCGCUUCGACGUGCUCUGCGCGCGCAUCGUGAAGUACUACUCUCUAAAGGAUUUCGCGGAGACGACGGGUCGGCCGUUGGAUCAGUGGGGGACGGCGCACGACGAGCAGAUGUUCCACUACUCCUCGGGGUUCCAAGCGGUGAUGCUGGCGGUGGGGCUGUGCGAGGAGGUGAGCGUGUUCGGCUUCGGGAAGUCGACUUCCGCGAAGCACCACUACCACACCAACCAGCGGGCGGAGCUCGACUUGCACGACUACGAGGCCGAGUACGCGGUCUACCGCGACCUCGUGCGGCGCCCCCACGCCAUCCCCUUCCUCAACGAAUCCGGCUUUCCAGUCCCCCGGCUCGUCUUCUAUCACCCAGAUUACUAAUUGGAUUGGAUUGGAUUGGAUUCGGAUUUAUUAUUGUUGAUGAAAAUUGUACGUA
This is a messenger RNA of Ananas comosus (pineapple), 1500 nucleotides long. Its product is annotated as sialyltransferase-like protein 1. The transcript is spliced from 2 exons. Lineage: Eukaryota; Viridiplantae; Streptophyta; Magnoliopsida; Poales; Bromeliaceae. Gene Ontology annotation, molecular function: sialyltransferase activity. The record is from RefSeq and is a predicted model, not a curated record. The coding region runs from base 228 to 1445 and encodes 405 amino acids.